Molecule: messenger RNA, 3933 nt
Organism: Theobroma cacao (cacao)
Lineage: Eukaryota; Viridiplantae; Streptophyta; Magnoliopsida; Malvales; Malvaceae
Product: DNA-directed RNA polymerases IV and V subunit 2-like
Biological process (GO): DNA-templated transcription
Molecular function (GO): ribonucleoside binding; DNA binding; DNA-directed RNA polymerase activity
Source: RefSeq, a predicted model, not a curated record
UUGGUCUUGUUGUACGAAAGCAGAGCCUUUUCUUUUUUCUUUCUGCCACUCUCCAAAAACUCUAAGUUCACUCCUUUGAGCCUGAAAUAGCGAGAAAUUCCUUCGAAGUUUAACGCACAUUGCUCUUCAGAGUCUGUAAAAACAGUGGUGAUCACUGAUUUUAAAGCUAUGCGCAUAGAAGAUUUAGGGGUUUAGGGUUCUUCGUUUCUCAAAGCAUUCAACACACACUUUCAAAUAGUUUGUUCCAAUGGGGGCGUCAGCAGAUGCUAAAGCAAAUAGAGCUGAUAUCGAUUUAGAUGUAGAUGAUGAUGUCUGUGAUGAGGUUCUCAGUGUGCAACAGCUGGGAGAAGAGUUUUUGAGGGGUUUCUGUAAACAAGCGGCCGUGUCUUUCUUCAAAGAGUAUGGCCUCAUCAGUCAUCAGCUCAACUCUUACAAUGCUUUCAUCAAAUAUGGUCUGCAGAACACCUUUGAUUCUUUUGGAGAGUUCCUUAUUCAUUCUGGGUAUGACCCGUCGAAGAAAGGAGAAGGUGACUGGCGUCAUGCUAGAGUGAGGUUUGGGAAGGUCACUGUUGAGCGGCCAACCUUUUGGGCUGUUUCUGGAGGCAAUGAGCUCAACAUGCUUCCUAGGCAUGCACGCCUUCAGAACAUGACGUAUUCCUCCAGGAUGAAGGUUAAUGUUGACCUUCAGGUAUACACGGCAAAAAGUGUUAAGAGUGACAAGUUUAAAACUGGAAGAGAAGAGUUUGUUGAGGAGGAGGUUGUGUAUCAAGAUAACAGGGAUAUUAUAAUUGGGAGGAUCCCUGUGAUGGUGAGGUCUGACCUAUGCUGGAUGAAUGAAGUUGAAAAAGCUGAUUGUGAUUUUGAUCAUGGAGGCUAUUUUCUGAUCAAGGGUACAGAAAAGAUAUUCAUUGCACAAGAGCAAAUUUCUAUGAAGAGACUCUGGAUUUCAAAUAGCCAGGGUUGGACAAUUGCUUACAGGUCGGAGGUGAAGAGAAACAGAUUAAUUAUUAGACUAGUGGAGAAUUCUAAAGUUGAAUAUAUCAAGGGGGGAGAGAAAGUCCUCACUGUUUAUUUCUUGUCAACGGAGAUCCCUGUAUGGGUUUUGUUUUUUGCCCUUGGUGUAUCAUCAGACAAAGAAGUUGUAAAUCUGAUUGAUUAUGAAAGCAAUGAUUCUAGUAUAACAAACAUACUGUUUGCCUCAAUUCGUAAUGCUGAUGGGAAAUGUUAUAAAUUUUGUCAAGGAAGAAAUGCUAUUGAUUAUGUAGGCAAGUUAGUCAAAGAUACCAGAUUUCCACCUGAAGAAGGUAUUGAAGAGUGCCUUAGCACAUAUCUGUUUCCCACUCUGCGUAGUUUCAAGCAAAAAGCUCGCUUCCUAGGGUACAUGGUAAAGUGUCUCUUGCAGGCCUACACUGGUCGCCUAAAAUGUGAUAAUAGAGAUGAUUUUAGGAACAAGAGGCUAGAGUUAGCAGGUGAGCUGCUUGAGCGUGAACUGAAAGUUCACAUUGCCCAUGCCAGGAGGCGUAUGGCUAAGACUCUGCAGAGAGAUCUUUAUGCAGAUCGUAAUGUUCGUCCUAUUGAGCACUAUCUUGAUGCGUCUAUAGUUACAAAUGGACUUUCAAGAGCAUUUUCUACUGGAGCCUGGUCUCAUCCUUAUAAAAGGAUGGAAAGGAUUUCAGGAGUUGUGGCAAAUCUUGGACGAGCAAAUCCAUUGCAGACAAUGGUUGAUUUGAGGAAAACACGUCAACAGGUUCAGUACACUGGGAAGGUUGGAGAUGCAAGAUACCCACACCCUUCUCACUGGGGAAAAGUUUGCUUCCUCUCCACUCCAGAUGGUGAAAAUUGUGGGCUUGUAAAAAAUCUGGCCACCACAGGACUUGUGAGUACAAACAUAAUGGAAUCCAUAGUUGACAAGUUGUUUGAUUCCGGAAUGGAGGAACUGGUUAAUGAUACUUGUAGCUCACUUGAUGGGAAAGAUAAAGUCUUUUUAAAUGGGGAAUGGGUUGGGGUUUGUGAAGAUUCCCUUUCGUUUGCUGCUGAGGUUAGAAGAAAGCGACGCAGUAAAGAAUUUCCGCAUCAGGUGGAAAUCAAAAGAGAUGAACAUAAAGGAGAAGUGCGCAUCUUUUCUGAUGGUGGAAGGAUUCUGCGUCCUCUUUUAGUUGUUGACAACUUAAACAGAACAAAAGCAUUUAAGGGGGAAAAUUACACCUUCCAGGCUCUUUUAGAAGGAGGGAUAAUUGAGCUUGUUGGAACUGAAGAAGAAGAGGACUGUCGAACUGCAUGGAGUAUUAAGUAUCUUUUAACAGAUGUUGAGGGGAAGCAGCCUGUUAAGUAUACUCAUUGUGAGCUUGACAUGUCAUUUCUUUUGGGUUUAAGCUGUGGGAUCAUUCCAUUUGCAAAUCAUGAUCAUGCAAGGAGAGUCCUCUAUCAGGCACAGAAGCAUUCUCAACAGGCCAUUGGGUUUUCUACAACAAACCCCAACAUUAGAGUUGAUACUUUGUCACACCAAUUAUAUUACCCCCAAAGGCCACUGUUUCGUACAAUGACAUCUGAUUGUCUUGGAAAACUGGGACAUCCUCUGGGUCAGAAGGGAGUGCUACCGAAGCCAGAAUUAUACAAUGGCCAGAAUGCUAUUGUGGCGGUCAAUGUUCAUCUUGGAUACAACCAAGAGGAUUCCUUGGUAAUGAACCGAGCCUCUUUAGAGCGUGGAAUGUUCCGUUCUGAACACGUAAGAAGUUACAAAGCAGAAGUUGAUAACAAGGAAAUUCAGGAUAAGAGGCGGAAGUCUGAAGAUAUUGUAAAUUUUGGAAAAAUACAAAGUAAGAUUGGACGUGUGGACAGCCUUGAUGAUGAUGGUUUUCCUUAUGUUGGUGCUAACCUGCAGUGUGGUGACAUUGUCAUUGGGAGGUGUGCAGAGUCAGGAGCUGAUCAUAGUAUAAAACUGAAGCACACUGAAAGAGGCAUGGUUCAGAAAGUUGUGUUAUCUUCCAAUGAUGAUGGGAAAAAUUAUGCUGUGGUAUCUCUGAGACAGGUUCGUUCUCCCUGUCUUGGAGACAAAUUUUCAAGCAUGCAUGGGCAAAAGGGUGUUCUUGGUUUUCUGGAGUCUCAAGAGAAUUUUCCUUUCACAACUCAAGGAAUAGUUCCUGAUAUUGUAAUUAACCCACAUGCAUUCCCUUCACGACAAACUCCAGGUCAACUCUUGGAGGCUGCUUUGGGAAAGGGGAUUGCCUGUGGUGGGUCAAUGAAAUAUGCCACCCCUUUCUCCACUAUUUCUGUAGAUGCCAUCACAGAACAGCUUCACAGGGCUGGAUUUUCAAGAUGGGGAAAUGAGAGAGUUUACAAUGGUCGAACUGGUGAGAUGGUUCGUUCACUCAUAUUUAUGGGUCCAACAUUCUACCAGCGUCUGAUCCACAUGGCUGAAGACAAAGUGAAAUUUCGUAACACUGGACCUGUACACCCGCUUACAAGGCAGCCAGUUGCUGACCGGAAACGUUAUGGUGGGAUCAAAUUUGGUGAGAUGGAGCGUGACUGUCUCAUUGCUCACGGUGCAUCAGCCAACUUGCACGAGCGUCUCGUCACACUCAGUGAUUCCUCCCAGAUGCAUGUUUGCCGCAACUGUAAAAAUGUUGCAAAUGUGAUUGAACGGGCAGUACCAGGUGGUCGAAAGAUCAGGGGUCCCUACUGCCGGGGUUGCCAGUCGGUGGAUGACAUUGUCAGGGUAAAUGUUCCUUAUGGUGCCAAGUUAUUGUGCCAGGAGCUAUUUAGUAUGGGUAUUAAUCUGAAAUUUGAAACCCAGCUUUGUUGAGUUUACAUGGAUUCAUCUUUUGCUGCCAAACUCUUAUGGAAACUUUAUUACUUUAGGUGUAAUACUUGGAUAUGCUCCAAUGAUUCUGUAAAUAUCAGUUCUAAGUUUUUGCAAAGGUUAACUUCAGUAUA